AUGGCAGGAUCGGCGUACGGCAAGGGUCGCGAGUAUUGGGACAAGCGGUACAAGAAGGAUGAAGAACAGUUCGAUUGGUACCAGCGUUACGACACCCUCAAGCACAUCCUUGAAGAGGUGACACCCAAAUCGAUGGAUCGCAUCCUCAUGGUGGGUUGCGGCAACUCAAGAAUGUCUGAGCACAUGGUGGAGGACGGCUAUGCCGCGACGAGCAUCACCAACGUGGACAUCUCGCCGGUCGUGAUUGAUCAGAUGCGAAAGAAGCACCCUGAGAUGGACUGGCGAGUUGCCGAUGCCACCCGCAUGCCUGAGUUCGGAGACCGCACCUUUGACGCGGCCAUCGACAAGGGCACCAUGGACGCCAUCCUGUGUGGCGAAGGCAGCGCAGAGAACACGGAGAAGAUCCUCUCAGAGAUGGCACGCAUCAUCAAGCCGGGCGGCGUGUUUCUGCUUAUCACCUAUGGCCAGCCCAAGACGCGCCUCCAUUACUUGUGCAAGGAAAAGUUUGGCUGGGACGUCGAGCAGCGCACCGUUGCCAAGCAAGCUCCUCCCGGUUCGGAUGAGAAGGCCGACGUGCACUACAUCUACAUCUGCAGGAAGAAGAAGUGA
Molecule: messenger RNA, 609 nt
Organism: Acanthamoeba castellanii str. Neff
Lineage: Eukaryota; Discosea; Longamoebia; Acanthamoebidae
Product: catalytic, putative
Exons: 6
Coding region: 1-609 (202 amino acids)
Molecular function (GO): S-adenosylmethionine-dependent methyltransferase activity
Source: RefSeq, a predicted model, not a curated record